Messenger RNA from Biomphalaria glabrata, 1272 nucleotides. RefSeq names its product adhesion G-protein coupled receptor D1-like. Gene Ontology annotation, biological process: cell surface receptor signaling pathway; adenylate cyclase-activating G protein-coupled receptor signaling pathway. Gene Ontology annotation, cellular component: membrane. The coding region runs from base 273 to 1250 and encodes 325 amino acids. The record is from RefSeq and is a predicted model, not a curated record. Gene Ontology annotation, molecular function: G protein-coupled receptor activity. The transcript has 11 exons. Lineage: Eukaryota; Metazoa; Mollusca; Gastropoda; Planorbidae.
GGAUCUUCUCUUUAAAAAAAUGGUUUUGUGGAAUGGCUUUCUAGUUUCUCCUUUGACAACCGAAACAAAAGCAUGGGCUGCAUUUUUAUUUUCAUUGUGUCGAAUUUUCAACAGUCAUGUCAUUGAACUCAGUACGACUACAACUCGGAAAGUACAACUAUGAUUGAAAAGAAAUCUGUAUGAUGAUAUGACGUACAGGCUUCAUGAGAUUAAGUGUUUAUAUACUUCAUGAGAUUAAGUGUUCACAUACUUCAUGAGAUUAAGUGUUCACUAUGUUCAACAAAGAGGUCAACAUUGCCUACAAAAGUGUGAUUUAUGGAAGUAGUUUUGUAUCACUUCUGGUCUAUUUAACUGUGGUUCAUUUAUUCAAAAAUUUCCGAUCAGCCAACAACAGAACCUAUAUACACAGACAAUAUGCUGCCUGUCUUGUGGUGACCCAGUUUUUCGUCAUCACCAUGGUCUUUGUUUCCGAUUGGGCGACUGAAUUCACAUACUGUUGCUAUUUCAUGGCCGUAUUGCUGCACUAUUCCCUGACAUCUAUGCACCUGUGGAUGCUUGUGGAGGCCCUCGUUUUGGCUUCAAGUUUUUUUUGCACCUACAGGAUGCAGUCUAUCAACAUUGUGAGCACAAUUUUGUGUUGGGGUUUUCCACUGUUUGUUGUUGCCACUGCGACUGCUACCUACAAAGGUUCAUACACAGCUCAAAGUGUGUGCUGGAUAGAGAAGUCAGUCAUUUAUUCAUCUCUUCUGCCUACGGUAUUAACAGUCAUUAUGAUCAAUAUAGCAUUGCUUAGCUAUGGGAUUUACAUCAUCAAAAGAUCUGACGACUACACAAUAAGUAUGCACAAUGAAACAACCAAAAAGUACUUGAGUGUUACCACCUUGUUGAUUCCUGCUCAGAUGCUGACGGGAAUGGUGGCCGUCAUGGCUAUCACACUGGAAGACGACGGUAGCGUUGUGUUUGUCUACUUCACUUUCGCCUUCAUCGACGGCUGCAGUGUCAUUGGUAUUCUGUUUCUAGCUUUCCACUUCUCUUUCAUCACAGAAGAUUGUCUCACGAUUUUUAGAGGGCUAAAUUUACGUAUACCUUUAUCAUUGCCUGGGAUAAUGGAAGAUCAAAUUGGAAGGCAAGGAGAUAAAGUUCCUAUAGUCACAGCCAAUGAACAGCCACUAAGCCUUCACCAAGAUCUAAGAAGUUCUAGACAUUUCUCGUCAACAGAUGAUCCCAAGUCAUGUGUACCAAACAAAUAAAGUUAUUCAAAGCUACUCUUGA